UCGAACACACAUGGAUGUCUGAUUCUAGCGUCCUAAGACACUUUCCAUUCAUCCAUUUUCCAAAUUUGUCUUCUCUCUCCUUUUCAAACAGAUGAACCUCCAUUUGUAUAGCGUGUGUUAGUAGGUUAUUUCACCCCCGAUUGGAUCAGCCUGUUUCACGCUAAUUUAUCUAUGAUCCUUUUGAUUUUAUGAAUACGUAUAAUUACUACUUAAUUUUGCGGCUAUUCCGCGUUGACUUGCAAAGACCCACUUCAGAACCCGACCCGAGAAAUGAUUUCAGUCAGUGCCCUAAGUUAACAUGAACGAAACUUUUAAUUGACACACGGAACCUGUUGCUCGGAAGAAAACAUCUAUGAAACGGUGGAGCAUUUUUUUUUUCUUUUUUCUUUUUUCCGGACACGUUUUCUUCUUCCAGCGCCCUCUAACACGCUGCAUCGCCUCCCUCUGUGCUUAUCCCGAGCUGGACUGCGGAGACUGAGGUCCGUCUCGUCCACAUCCACCUGCGUGCUACCGCAAGCACAGCAGUUUAGUCAGCUUGUCCUAACUGCACCCCGGGACAGAUGCCAAUUUAACAUUCCCCCCAAAAAAUAACCACUGCCUUCCCUUUCCACUGUAUUGGUUAAAAUCAUCGCUUUUUAUUGCGAUAGGUAGCUUUCCAAGUAGCAAAGUUGCCCACAAUGGACUCUAAGCGAGAUAAAGACCAAGAUACAGACUAUGAGAAGAUAACUGCUGUGCUGCUCAAGUCACGUACCGGAGAAUUCGAUUUGGAGUCAAUACUCUUUCUCAAAUUGAGAGGUCUUGGCAUACAUGAUCUUGGAUGCAUUGGGGAGUGUAUAAAUUUAGAGAGACUGGACCUCUCUGGAAACAAUAUCACAAAUUUGGCUCCUUUAGCAUCUCUUCGGCUUAUUUCUGUACUCAAUUUGUCUGCCAACCGGAUUUCCAAUUUAGAGCCACUGCACAGUUGUGACAGUUUACAGAACUUAAACGUGGCUGGUAAUAUCAUAUCCAGUAUCGAGAGCCUUCAUUGUCUUCAGUCUUUGAGGAAGCUGGAAAAUAUACGUUUUAAAGACAACACUUACAAUUACACUAAUCCAGUGUGCAGAAACGCAUCAUAUAGAACCAUAGUUCUAGAGAUGUUUCCCAACAUUAAGGUGCUGGAUGGUGAAAGAGUGGUCGGACGUGGGAGUGACUUGUACCAGUUAUGCAAAGACAUUGAUGAUACCAUCAAAGCUGGUUUAUACAAGAAUGGACAGCUUAUUGAACACCCUGAUUGCAAGCCGUGGGUGGAAGAUAGUUACUGGGAGAUAAAGAGAUCAAACAAUGCCAUAAUUGAAGAAGCCUAUAAACAGUUCAAUGAUGUUCUUCAUGAAUGCAGACUCCUCAACAACAGAGCCACUCACGUAAUUUCACAAACCGAGAGAUCAAUGAGCCUGAAGAAGCAGCCAAAGCAGUAUGCCAUCUGAGUUGGGCUAAUUUGGACACAUUUGUGUGCAACAUUUUAACAACUUUUUUUUGUAUGAUAUACUAUGAAUAAUGUACUGUAGGUUUUUCAAAUUACUAAGCUGUAUCCAAAUGCUUGAUAAGUAUCAUUGCCAGACACACAUGCUCCGUGUUGCAGUGUGAGGCAUUUGUUUUAUUGCAUCCUAUGCAUUGGGUAUCGGAUGAUAUGUGAAAGUGGUUUGAAAGCCUUUAUCCAUACUGACACCCCUCAGUUUGGUUCAAAGAUGUCUUUACUUGCACAGUGUGCAUUUUGUACCAUGUCGUAGCCUGCAUUUAUGCCGAGAGCUAUGCUGCUUAAGAAUUUCUAUAGGUUUUAAUUAAUUAAAAACUCCAUUUUGCAUUGCUGGAUAAUUUUGGGAGUUAAUGUGUCCUAUGCUGUGUGCUUUCUUUAUAUGUUGAACUUUUGCAAAAAUGUGAUUGAAUGAUUGUUUCAGCUCUUUCUACUUGUUUUUUUUAUAUCCAUAAAUUUUAUUAUGUGUAUGACCAA
Xiphias gladius (swordfish) is the source of this 1987-nucleotide messenger RNA. RefSeq names its product leucine rich repeat containing 61 (gene lrrc61). Lineage: Eukaryota; Metazoa; Chordata; Actinopteri; Istiophoriformes; Xiphiidae. Gene Ontology annotation, cellular component: cytoplasm. The transcript is spliced from 9 exons. The record is from RefSeq and is a predicted model, not a curated record. Gene Ontology annotation, molecular function: protein kinase binding. Bases 678 to 1463 code for a protein of 261 amino acids.